ACCAAAUGCUUGCCAGUGCAUUGCCUUUUGUAUAAACUUUUGUUUAAACAUCCAGCCGCUAGAUUUAAGAGUUAAGAUUAAAUGGAGACAGGAAUUCUGUCGCCAUGAAAACGCGGCUAAAUAUAUAAACCGGGUUCCUGUAAGAUUCAUGUUUUUCUUAAAUGAAAAAAAACACAUAAAUAUCGAAGCCAUGAUAGAAAGGCAGGUGAAAUAUCGUCUCAGUCAUUUGACCUUUUCAAACUAAUAACAGCUACCUGCUCGAGAAUUGAGUAGGUCAUGGCUACGAUGUAAUUGUUGGGGAAUAAUAAUUGUCUUGUCCAGCUGUCUCAAUAUCUAAAACAUAAAAUAAUCAAUAUCGCAGGCCAGCCCUUUAUCAGCUUGAGACUAGACUUCAAUGUUUUGCCGGAGAAGGUAAAAAAGUGGAAAAGUUUUGUCAGCCUAAAAAUGAUCUGAUGUAUUCAUUUUAUUUGAAACGUGAGGAAAAGGUAUAUCCUGAUGACUAGACUGUUGAAUGUCCAAUUUCUGUCUUAAGUGCGCUGCACAUUUGCAUGACAAUACAGCCAAAUUUCGGGCAAAUUUUGACAGAACUAAUAAGGUUUCUAAGGCCAAUAAGUGCAUUCAGCAAGAUUGAUGAAGUGUCCACCGCUUUUGCAUACGUAUUCAAGUGGAUUUUGCAUAUAGAACGUGCGCGUUUUCAGUCUGGCAAAAAAUAUCACGGAUGAGUUGCUUGUACUACUUUCAGCAAGUUUACUCGUGAAGUUUAAUGGUUCAACAGAGAGAAUAAAGAUUUGGCGUUUUUGUUAACAUUGCUCUCUGAUUAUUUCUGCCUGUUGUUUACCAAUUGAUUUCUCCUGCCACGCACGAGAUCGUCCGGCGACUGCUGCUGGUAAUGGACCCUGAUUUCUAGCAGAACCGUCGUUGAGUACAUUGUGGUUUGAACUAUCCUACUUUCGAGAGUAUCCCGCUUGCAAUGUCUGACUUUGGGACAAUGGAAAAGGUUUUUCUUGGAAUCAUUGUGGGUUUAAUGUGCGUCACAGCUCUGCUUGCGAACUUCCUCGUUAUUUUUGUUGUCUAUCGCAACACGGCCCUCCGACAGCAGUUCUCUAGCGUAUUUAUCGUGAACCUGGCAAUGGGCGACUUCUUGACGGCGUUAUUUUCCAUGCCUCUCUCGCUGGGCGCCUUGGUAUACCGUGGUUGGCCGUUCUCAUCCCUACUUUGCCAUUUCAACGGUUUCUCCAACCAAAUCCUCGGAAUUUCCGCCAUCCUGACGCUGGCUGUAAUCUCGAUUGAUCGUUUUUAUGCUGUCAUAAAGCCGCUCAAAUAUCGCGCAAAAAUGACAAUGCAAAAGGCUUUUAAUUCCGUCUGUUAUGUCUGGGUGCAGGCGGCGUUGUUCUCCCUAGUCCCCGCUCUUCACGGCUGGUACAUUUUCAACGAGAACUACUUUUUCUGCACCUUCUCGUCUGUGUAUCUUAACAGACGCGAGAUCGCCUUCACAUACUGUCUAUAUUUCUUCAACUUUGGAGUUCCGCUUACAAUCAUGCUUGGCGCUUACUACAAAAUAUUCCAAGUGGCGAGACGGCAUUCUCAGCGCAUUGCACCAGCAGUUGUCACGCUCGGAACAUUCGGCAUUCAAAACCUCGAUGAUAUUCGUAAAGAGAUCGGAAGGCAACGUGAAGCGAGGGCCGCCCGAAAAAUCAUUCUCGUUAUUGCGGCGUUCCUGUGUUGCAACGCACCGUAUACCAUCAUGAGGUUACUGGAGUUGAUGCAGGGAUACAAACUUGGUGUACCCAUGUUCGUUACAGUAUGCGCAAAGUUGCUGAACUUUUUGAAAAGUUCGUUAGAUCCUUUAAUAUAUGGGUUAUUUCAGAGACGUUUUCGAUGCGCACUUUCCGCGUUAUUUUUGUCGAAAUCCCGGGAAAGGAGGAUUCGACCAUCGUUAAACCAGACUUCAUCUCAGAGCAGAAGAAGCGAUGUUAUGAAAACUAACAAUGCAAUGAACUCCCUCACACCAAUAGAAGCGCGAAACUCAGGUGACGGAAAGUUUUGGUUUUACUAGGAAGAAGACGAUGGUUCCAGCCGGCAACCUUCUUAGUGAAAU
Messenger RNA from Dendronephthya gigantea, 2098 nucleotides. RefSeq names its product G-protein coupled receptor 26-like. The transcript is spliced from 2 exons. The record is from RefSeq and is a predicted model, not a curated record. Gene Ontology annotation, cellular component: membrane. NCBI's taxonomy places the organism in Eukaryota, Metazoa, Cnidaria, Anthozoa, Malacalcyonacea, Nephtheidae. Gene Ontology annotation, biological process: adenylate cyclase-activating G protein-coupled receptor signaling pathway. Gene Ontology annotation, molecular function: G protein-coupled receptor activity. The coding region runs from base 971 to 2056 and encodes 361 amino acids.